AUGUCCACCCAAAGCAACUCCAGCAGCAGAUACUUGACCCACGAACUCGUAAUCCAGAUCUUGCUGAGGCUGCCCACCGCGUCUUCUCUCGCCCGAUUCCGCUGCGUCUCCAGAUCAUGGCGCUCCCUCCUCUCCGAUCCCGAAUUCAUCCGCAAUUUCCUCUUCCACCACAGUUCCAAGGACGGGACUCGCCUCAGGAUCAUGAUCAAGCGCCUCUGCUACGACCGGUCGGUUUACUCCCUCCACCGCUUCGACACGCUCCGCCACAUCUCCACCGCCGCAGCCGCCGAAGAGGAGGAAGAAUUGCCCACCGCUCCCUACAAGGUUCGUUGGCCCAACGGUUCUUCACAAUUGGACAUUGUCGGCCACGCGAACGGGAUCUUCUGCAUAGCCGAUGGGAACAGCGACGGUGCCUCGGAUAUCAUACUGUGGAAUCCGGAGACCUCGGAGACGAGAGUUGUGCCUGUUUCACCCUUUGCUCAUAUGAGCGGGUUCGUUGUCUGGGGCCAGCAAGAGCAGAUUGGGUUUGGUUUCGACCCCGAAUCGAACGACUACAAAGUCGUUCGAACUCUGCAGUUCACUCAGGGCGGUAAUGAUAAUGAUGAUGAUGACGACGAUGGUGAUGGUAAUUAUUCACAGGACGAGGAGGAGGAGGAGGUGGAAGAGGACGAGUCGUCGCUGGAAUUGAGUGAGGUCUUCAGCCUAAGGCAUGGUUCGUGGAGGAAACUCCAAGGUGGGUUCACCCCUGGGCUGCUCUACAGCAUUCCUGAGUGUCAUGAAGGAAGAUACUACUGGUGGUGGGAUGAAGGCCCCGACGGCUGCUCGACUUUCGUUUCGUUCGAUAUCAGAAGUGAAGUGUUUGAGACUGUGGAAGUGGCCAAUCCGGUGGGAAUGUCGUCGGAUUUCUCCAUCCGAUCCGUCUCCUUGGUGAAAGGAUCGGUCGUGGCUGUAUUUUCGGAUAUGGAGACAGUUGAUGAACCCAAUUCGUUGGAGGUAUGGGCGCUGUUAAACUUUGCAGGAGAAGGAUGGAUCAAGUUGUACAGCAUUGCGAGCACUCUACUGAUGAAUUGCGUCCAUCCGGUGGGGAUAUGGAGAAACGGGAGGUGUUUCCUGCAGAGGUAUGAAGAUGGAGAGCUCAUCGUCUUUGAUCCCGAAAUCGGAAGUAUUGUUACUACUGAUGUUCAGCUGCAGGGAGAAUGGCAGUUUUUUCAAAUCGUUCCUUAUGCUCCAUCUCGAAUUUCGCUGUCGGAGUUGGCCUGA
Molecule: messenger RNA, 1260 nt
Organism: Linum tenue
Lineage: Eukaryota; Viridiplantae; Streptophyta; Magnoliopsida; Malpighiales; Linaceae
Source: the annotation of a GenBank genome assembly